Molecule: messenger RNA, 2328 nt
Organism: Neurospora tetraspora
Lineage: Eukaryota; Fungi; Ascomycota; Sordariomycetes; Sordariales; Sordariaceae
Exons: 2
Coding region: 251-2224 (657 amino acids)
Source: RefSeq, a predicted model, not a curated record
GACCUGUUGGAAACCGGCAACGCCCCCAACCACACAUCCACACUCCCAUUGGCGUUGUCAACUUGCGGAGGGCUGUGUGACGACUGCCGACUUGCCUCUUCCAAGUUCAAGACCUUGCUUUCCAUCGACAGACGACGACCAAGAGCAAUGCAGAGACAUCGGCCUUCAUCAACAACCCAUUGAGCGUCGACUCGGCCGCUUCUUCGAACCAUUCCAUACACACCAUCAAACAUAUCAAACACCAGCCAAAAUGCCUGUACCACACUUACGGAUACCAAUCCGGCCUUCUCACCCGUCACAGGAGCCCAAUGCCGUUGCAAUGGCAACCAGGUUAUGGCCACGCGACGACAAUGGUCCCUCCUCCCAGAAGCCCACGAAAACUAGCAUUAUUGUCGCUCUCGUCGUCGCCGUAAUCGUUCUAAUAUUAUCCAUCACCCUCACGUUACGCGCCAUCCGCGCCAGGCAUCCCAAUCCAAAAUACAUACCCACGCCCUUCUUCAAGCGAUUAUGGACCAGUUGGAAGGUCCCGGCCGUCAAACAUGCCUAUGCCCAGGCCGGCAUCGACGAAGAGUAUAACAGCCACAACCGGGCAAACCAGGACGACAUGGAGGAGGCACUCAAUGCGGUGAACGCUCGGACCGCCGCAGCCGGCGGGACAGGAGCGGCAGGAGGAACGACAGCUGAGGUGAACCGUAACCAGUCGAUCCGCAGCAUCAUGACACUCCCGGCCUACCGACCAGCCCCUGCCGAGAACGAGCGAGUACUAGGCAGAGAGGGCGAGCGCGCUGGUAUCGAUGUCGUGGUGGAGAUGCCGACUGCCGAGGACGAGGAGCACCUGCGCGACGAGGAAAUGGAGGCGUUGUACCAAAUUCGUGUGGCGAGGCGACGCGCAAACCAGGAGCGGGAGGAGCGGCGACGACUUAGGCAAGAGGCCCGGCAAACCCAUAACACUGCAGCUUUGCGCCAGAUUAGAGAACAGGCGCGGGUCCAGACGACGCGGAAUACCGAGGAGCUGGAGGUGCUUCGUGAGGAACACAAUCGCAUCAGGGAGUUGCGAUCGCGCGCGACGAGCAGCGUACAGUAUGCGGACUUGGGUGUCGCCAGGGCGGACGGCACGCGCAUCCGGGCUAACAGCACGGAAAGCGAGAGGGUCGGUUUGCUAAGCGACGCGGCAAGCAUGUCGGUGUCGCAGCAGGGGGGAAGGCCUACAAGUAGUACUUCAGCUGCCCACCAUCGGAGAGGUUCGAGCUCACUCAGUGUCGACACAUCCAGGUUGGGUGAUCAAUUCCUCGAUUCGCCGGCUAUAGCAACACCCUUGACUGGAGCGGGCGGUAGCAGCACGUUCAGCAUUGUUACUCGCAACAGCCACGAGCGCGGAAGAUCGAUAUCGAGGUCCAGGGCAAACUCGGCUGCCAAUACCCCGCGCGCUGGAUCCAGCCCCGAGAUGAUCGAUGCCGACGAUGCUGACCUGGGCGCUGUCAACAUGCCACCCCCACCAGGGUACGAAGACGUUCGCUUGGACGACUUGACUCCCUUCCGAUCUCCGGUUGCCUCUGCCGCUGUAUCUGGUAGGAACAGUCCCACAAGUCUGACGCCACUGCCGUACAACGAGCCACCUCCGGAAUACCCCGGUCCGUCACCAGCGCUUGCCCCAUUAGCCGAAGAGACUUCUUCGAUGUUGUCGUCCCCUACGCGCACGGAUGGAGGCCGGACGCUUGCUCACCAGAGGAGCAUCUCAGGUGGAGCGGGUGUCGGAGCCGGGAACCUACCGACCAGGUUGCCAAGUCUUCGUCUCGACUCAGUGCCGCUCAUCGUUGUCGAACCCGAAGAGGAGAGCAGGAUAGAGAGCAGCAACAAUAAUGCGGCCACCACAGCGGAAUCGACAUCUGCACCAUCGAAUACCACGACCGAAAGAACCCCCCAAGCAGAGAGUAGCACAGCUCGGACCUCGGUGUCAGAAAGCAUCCGGACAUCAACGGAGAGUGACUCGGGCGAGGAAACACUGGUAACGACCAAGGGCAAAGAGCCAGAGAGAAUCGUCCAAAUAGAUGAACAGGUGGAGAAAGAAAAGGGAAGUGGAAGCGGCACUGUUACUGCGGAUAUCAGUCGCGCGGAGAGCACUAGGAGUACGACAGCGGCGAGAGAUAAGGAGAGUCAAAGUCCUCCUGUAGGGGAAGGGAUGAAUGGGAGUUCGGCUAGGAUGACAACGGGCGUGGAUCCAUGAGAUCAGGUAUUGGACAUUGAGGGAGGGGGCUGACAAGGAAUUAUGAUGAGUGAUGUAUACCCACGACUCGAUUCGUAUAUAUACUGGAGAAAUGACUAUGGGAU